Colossoma macropomum (tambaqui) is the source of this 674-nucleotide messenger RNA. Its product is annotated as monocyte chemotactic protein 1B-like. Lineage: Eukaryota; Metazoa; Chordata; Actinopteri; Characiformes; Serrasalmidae. Gene Ontology annotation, molecular function: CCR chemokine receptor binding; chemokine activity. The transcript is spliced from 3 exons. The coding region runs from base 298 to 573 and encodes 91 amino acids. Gene Ontology annotation, biological process: G protein-coupled receptor signaling pathway; lymphocyte chemotaxis; positive regulation of GTPase activity. Gene Ontology annotation, cellular component: extracellular region. The record is from RefSeq and is a predicted model, not a curated record.
UUUAUAAAAAUAGAACAUAGUUUCAGUUUCUUGGGGCAGAUUCUCUGCAAAGUCUGAAAAUAGCUGAUGCUGUUCCUCUACACGGAGGUGAUGUUAGUGUUAGAGUGAACAGGAAAGACAUCAUGGCUGCAGAGCUACUGAGAAACGUGUGAAACGUUAGAGCUGUAGGGGAUUUCAGCCAUGCAAAGAUCCUGUCCCACUCUGUAUAAAUGAGGAGGUACUGGUCACUCACCCAGCACUGGACUCCUCUCUCCUCUCCUCAGCUCCAUCUCUCUGGGUGAAAUCUCUUCUGCUAGAAUGAGGACUCUGUCUGCUCUGCUGAUGGUGCUGCUGCUCUGCUCUCUCCAGCAGGUCUGCAGUGGUACUUUUGGCACUGAAACUUUCCGUGAGUGCUGCGAAAAACUCACACACCUGAAGAUCCCCUUAAGGCGUAUUAAAUCCUACGGGGAGACCAGCAGCAACUGUCCCUUUAAAGCUGUUAUCUUUCGCACGGAUAAAGGAAAGCAAUGGUGUGUGGAUCCUGAAGCCUCUUGGGUUCAGAAACACCUGAUGGAGCUAAAACCCAGAAGCUGACCACACUGACCACAUGAAGACUAUUUAACGCAGUACAACGUGUAUACGUGCGCUCUGUACAUAUGUACAUAUCACUGUAAAAAAAAUACAUAGAUAUAUUU